Molecule: messenger RNA, 1064 nt
Organism: Dioscorea cayenensis subsp. rotundata (Guinea yam)
Lineage: Eukaryota; Viridiplantae; Streptophyta; Magnoliopsida; Dioscoreales; Dioscoreaceae
Product: ethylene-responsive transcription factor WIN1-like
Exons: 2
Coding region: 146-748 (200 amino acids)
Biological process (GO): regulation of DNA-templated transcription
Molecular function (GO): DNA binding; DNA-binding transcription factor activity
Source: RefSeq, a predicted model, not a curated record
GAGCUCCGCCUGCACAUUCCCUGCUUCUCUCUCUCUCUCUCUCUCUGUCUGUCUGUCUCUUUAAAAUCCAUUUCAAAACUCACUCACAUCCUCAUUCUGCAGAAUGCGUACUUUGUAAUCAGUGCAUCUCUCUCCAGAAAAAAACAUGGGACAAUCAAAGAAGUUCAGAGGUGUCAGGCAGCGCCAUUGGGGGUCCUGGGUGUCUGAGAUACGACAUCCUCUCCUGAAGAGGAGGGUGUGGCUUGGUACCUUCGAGACAGCUGAGGAAGCGGCCCGAGCGUAUGAUGAGGCAGCCGUCCUCAUGAGCGGACGCAAUGCUAAGACAAACUUCCCCAUUGCGAGGAAUCCUGCAGGAGAUGAGCACUCCCAGACAGGCCUCUCUGAGGUCCUCAGCGCCAAGCUGCGCCGCUGUUGCAAGACUCCGUCUCCUUCCCUCACCUGCCUUCGCCUUGACACGGAGAAAUCACAUAUUGGUGUGUGGCAGAAGCGUGCUGGUGCUCGUGCAGAGUCCAAUUGGGUUAUGACUGUUCAACUUGGAAAGCAGCUUCCUCAGCCAACGGACGAGACUGAGGACGCAUCUUCUGCGCAACAACCAGCUGAGACACCACCACAAGGAGGGCUUAAUAUCAUCGGAGGAGGAGGAGGGAUGGAGGAUGAAGAAAGAGUUGCACUGCAAAUGAUAGAGGAGCUCCUCAACAGGAACUGUCCAUCUUCCCCUUCCCAAGAAAGUUGCAGCUAUAUCAUUUAAUUAGUAGUUCCAGGUCCAAUCCGGCUGGGCUGGCUGGCCCCUUCUUCUUCUUCUUCUUCUUCUUCUUCUUCUAUCUAUGGCACCUACUCCAACUCCCAGGCUUGCUUCUUCCUUCCUUUCAUGCUUUCCUAAUCACUUCCCUAAAGUGGAUAAUAACUAGGUUAUGUCUUUAAUAUGUUUAUAUAUAUAUCUAUAUAUAGAUAAGCCUAUGCAUAUAUGUUGUAAUUAGACAUAUAAAACAGUCUUUAUCAACCCUGGAUGUGCUUAAAUGAUGCCCAAUUAAAAGUAGGGAAAUAAAAGAAAUGGGCUAUGAUUA